AUGUCCACCCCUAACGAUCUCCAGGCCCUCUUGGCCAGCAUUCGUCCCCGUCCGUCCCCUUCGAACACUCCCGGCCAUGAUAAUCCUCAGGCUCAGCGCCAAUCGCACUACCAGCCUGGCAUGUUCCCGCCGCAUCCUCAACAGCCCUAUGACGGUCAGAGCUACCCCCAUCCUCAGUCACACGGCUACCAUCAUCCAUCCGUGUCAUCGACAAUCCAGAGUCCCGCACCCAUGAACACUCCACCACGCCAGGGCUCCGACAUCAUAAGCCCGAACGUGCCAACUCCUCGUGGUGAAUGGCCUCAUCAGCCGCAGAUGCCGAACAACCCUGACCGUGCUGUCGACCUUUUGAGCCUGCUCAGAUUCAACCAGGGUGCUGGUGCUACCUCUCAGCCUCAGGCCCCAGCUGCUGUCGCUGAACACCUACGCUCUCCGCCAGUCCACGAACCUUCCUCGUCGCACGGACGAAACAUUUCCGCGUCUGAUUUGGUUGCUAGUUUGUUCGGUCAGAACACUGGUGCUCCUGCGGCCCCCGCAGCUGCCCCAGCUGCUGUUCCCCCAGGAUUUCAAUCUGGUCAUCCCGAGGGUCCUAAUGAGAACACGCAAGACAUGUUGCUUCGUCUGCUCAACCGUUCUCAGUCCGGGCCUCCUGUCGACCCGUCCGCCCAGGCUACAGCCCAGGUUUCUGCUGCAGUCAAUGAGCCUCAGGUCGAGAUGACUAAGAAUGUUCUCAUGGAAGUUGUGGAUGAAAGUCCCCAGGGUCGUGCGCACCCGGAAACGGUCGCAUCCCCUACUUCAAAGGAUUCUAUGUUCACCUAUGUGAACCCCUUCGACCAAUUGGCCGCUAUCUCUCCUCGCAAUAAGUCUCCCCAGCCUGCCUCGGGUAACCAGAGCCCGGCUGUGGAAGUUAUGCAGAAGCAAAAGAUCAACGUUACUGCUAAGCUGGAGCCUUCGCCGGCUCCCAAGCCUGCUUCUCCUCGGGAGAGAAGAGAUUCGCCAGUCCUGAACGAUGACCAGCGCGAGGCUGUGAAUGGUGUCGUCGGCCGUCUCGUAGAUGAGAUUGGCCGUUCGCUCAGCAGUGGUGAGUCUCAGGCCGCAGCCGAAGCGGAAGCUGCUGUUUCUGUUGUCAAGGAUGAAUCCUCUGAGUCAGUUCUUGCAUCGAUUGCCAACAAUCUGCGUGAGACUGCUGCCGACGCCAAGGAAGCCGCCACCUCGCUCGACGAAACUGUGACGGAGACCGUGGUGGAAGUUGCUACGGCUCCGGUCCCUCAGAAGGCGAAUGAGAACACCGAGGCUUUGGCUGAUAGCUGGGAGAGCGCCGAGGACAGUGCUGAAAAGGAAGAAGAACGAGUUGUCUCUGUUCACAACUUCCCUAUGAAGCCGUUCAUCUCUAUUGCUGUCAAGCCCCAGUCUGGAAAGCUCAACACCUUCCGCGAUGACGAUGUCAUGGAUAUUGCCCGUCUGAAGAAGGAAUUCGAUCAACUUGACCGUUCGUUGACUGCAGCUACCUCUGAAUACAUUGUGUACGCGCUCGCCAAGACCGGUGGAAUUAGAAUCAUUCGACAGGAUGACGGUAGUGACCGUCAGGUCUUCCGUUCCACCCGUGACCGUGUGUUCAAUGUCGCUAUUUGCACAGCCGGCGACUCUGAAGUUCAAGCCAUCAUCGGCAUUGGAGUCAGUGGCUCUGUCUAUUGGGCUUUGAUCUCCCGUUCUGGAAAGGACUUCUUUGAUAUGGAUGCUUUGGAAAGUGAAAGUUUGGUCUUCCCGCCUUUCCCAGCCUCCGACGAGAACACCUCUGGUGGCCAGCUGAAAACGCGGGCUAAGCGGAGCACUCGUCACACCAACCUGUUCGCUAUUGGACGGGGCAAGAAUAUCUACGUUGUUUCUCCCGAGGCGGCGAUGAACCCAGCCUAUGGCGUUUCCGGCACUCAGCGCACUGUCAACACUGAGAAAUUCUUCAAGGAGCGUGCCUUGAAGAUCUCUACUGGUAAAGCCGGCAAGGACUUUGCUUUCAGUGACGAUGAUUCUGUCAUUGCCUCUCUGGACAAGACUGGCCGCCUGCGCUUUUGGGAUAUCAAUGAUAUGCUCGCCGACGCGAGCUUGCUAGAAGGUCCUCCUCCGGCCGAGAUCCGGGUCCCCUUGACCACCUUUGUCACUGGUUCCCCGACUGAGAAGUCUUGGCCUACCUCGGUCCUUUUCCUUGACAAGCUUCGUGCUUAUUCGCGAUCCAUGGCGCUGCGCUAUGUUCUGGUCGGACUGAAGCAAAACCACACCUUGCAGCUCUGGGAUAUCGGGCUUGGCAAGGCUGUGCAGGAGCUGAAGUUCCCUCACGAGAAUGAGUCUGAUGCCAUCUGCAGUGUUGCUUAUCACCCAGCAUCUGGGGUCAUUGUUGUAGGACACCCUACGCGCAAUUCGAUAUACUUUGCGCACCUGUCCGCACCGCGAUACAACUUGCCUCAGAUGUCUCAGGCAGCCUACAUCCAAGCCCUCAAUGACAAGGACAACGCUCUGCCCAAGCCCGAGUCUACCGCCUGCUUGAGUGGAAUCCGGGAGAUCUCUCUCGGUUCCAAGGGCCAGCUGAGAAGCUUGGAGCUCCUUCCCAUCUCCAAAUCUGCCACCGAGAAGCGCGGUACUGAGGAGUCUGCUCUGUUUGAGCUGUACGUCAUGCACUCUCGUGGUGUCACCUGCCUGAACAUCAAGAAGGAGGACUUGGGCUGGACAGCCGAUAACAAGGUCAUUCGGCCGGUUGAUGCUAUGGAGCACGGCUUCAUUGAAAUCAGCGACCUGGCGACUUUCCCCAGCUUCACCACUGAUGAUCCCUCCAUCAAUGGCGACAAUGUCUCGGUCCAGUCCCGCGCUGGUACCAAGGAGCCUGCCAAGAAGGCGGAUGUCGGAGAGUCGACUUCUGGUGUCGCUCCUUCGCGUAACGCGUCACCCAUUAAGUCAUCCAAGAAGAAGGCUGUUGAUGAGCCCACCGAGGUAGCAGCGACGCCCAUCGUGGCUGACAAGUCUGAAAGGAAAAAGAAGAAGAAGGCUGCCGCCGCUGAGGCAAAGACAAAGGACCCUGUCGCUACUGCUGGUGUCGAGCCUCUUCCGGUUCCUCCUGUCGCUAAGGAAUACGAGUCUCUUGCCUCGUCCACUGCGGCAAUGGGUGCGACCCAGGCUGCCGACCAUGCCGUGUCUGCCACCCCUAGCUUGUCUAGAUUCAAUCUUUCCAGUGAGGCCCUGGGCAGACAUAUCCAGAACCUGGAGAACACUGUCUCGACCCAGUUCACCAAGACUCUUGGGCUUGAAUUCGACAAGUUGAACCGUCUAUUUGACGAUGAACGCCGCCACUGGGAUGCUGCCGGGACUGCCAGGCAGGAUCAAGUGUUGCGCUUGGUCUCCGACUCUCUGUCUGACAACGUCGAGAAGAACUUGGCCCGCAUUGUCUCAACUAGCAUUCAGAGUGAUGUGAUCCCCACUCUCACUGAUGGCACCUCGGCUGCAGUCAGCAAGCAGCUGAACGGCGUCGUCGCCCAGCAGCUCGGAGUCACGUUGAACGAGGAACUGCGACAGGCUCUCCCCAAGGCGGUCAUCAAUGCUAUGCAGCAGCCGUCUGUGAUCAAGGGUGUUACCGAUUCCCUCGCCCAGAAGCUUUCUCCUCGCAUUGAGGCUGAAAUGAUCCGCGUCAUGCAGACCUCGCUUGCCCCCAUGCUCGAGAGCCUGGGACGUACCACACAGAAGGUGGAGUCAGACAUGGAGCGUCACUUGCAGGCUCAGAUUAAGUACUACGAAGCACAGCGCCAGGCUGAUAAUGCAAAGAUCGAGGAAAUGUCGAACAUACUGCGUGGUUUGUCCCAGACCGUUGCUUCUUUGGCCGCCAACCAGGGCCACCCAAGUCCCAAGCGUGAGGUUCAGCGUGAGGUUCAGCGCGAGGCCCAGAACGUCAACGUCAACAAGCGCGCCUCGGUUGGACGUCCUUCUGGAAACCAGGCUCGCAUGCCCCAGCAGCAGCAGCCGGUGCCUCAGCCUGUCCCAAUCCCUCAAGCCGCCCCUGCCCCUGCCCCUGCCCCUGUCCAGGUACCUACUCCUCGGACUCCCGAAGAAGCCGAGCUGGCAGAUAUCGUUCAUUGUAUCAAUGCCGGCCGCUAUGAGGAAGGCACUGUCAAGUGGCUCCAAUCGGACCAGCAAGCCGACCUCUUUGACAACUUCUUCGUUCGAGUGUCUCCUGCAUUCCUGUCUCGACUUCCCGCAAUCGUUCUGCUCUCCGUCGCCGUGGCAGUGACUUCUACCUGGCAGACCAACGUCGGUCAACGCCUUCACUGGCUCGACGUGGUUCUCCAAAGUGCAAACCCCGACGACAAUGACCUCCGUGAAGUCGCACCCCGCAUCCUGGACAUUAUGAGCCAACGCCUGAACACCCUGUACAUGAACAUCGUCGAGCGCAACCCGCACGACCCAAUCCUGCGCCUCAUUGCGCCUCUUGCCCGUCGUACCCGGGAGCUGCAUUCCACCAUUUGA
This is a messenger RNA of Penicillium arizonense, 4503 nucleotides long. RefSeq lists its product as uncharacterized. Gene Ontology annotation, cellular component: P-body. Gene Ontology annotation, molecular function: protein binding. Bases 1 to 4503 code for a protein of 1500 amino acids. The record is from RefSeq and is a predicted model, not a curated record. Gene Ontology annotation, biological process: deadenylation-independent decapping of nuclear-transcribed mRNA. Lineage: Eukaryota; Fungi; Ascomycota; Eurotiomycetes; Eurotiales; Aspergillaceae. The transcript is spliced from 3 exons.